AUGCGUGAGUUGGGUUUCGAUGCCGACGAGAUAACUUAUGGAAGUGUUAUCUCGGCUUGUGCUGCGUUGCGAGCUCCGCCGCAUGGUAGGCAAGUCUACUCUCUGGCAUUGAGGAAAGGUUUCCGUGCAAAUGGUUAUGUUCGAGCUGGGAUGAUUGAUUUGCUCACGAAGAACCAUAGGUUUGAUGAUGCUCUCAGGGUGUUUCGUGAUGUGUCGUGUGAGAAUGUGGUUUGUUGGAAUGCUAUAAUUGCAGGGGCAGUUAGGAAUGGAGAGAAUCAGAUUGCUUUGGAUCUUUUCCGGCAAUUGUGUCGUCAUGGCACUUUUCUGCCCAAUAGUUUCACUUUCCCUUGUGUCCUGACGGCCUGUGCUAUGCUUGAAGACCUCGAGACUGGAAAGAUGGUCCAAGGGUGGAUAAUCAAGUGUGGAAAUUAUGACGUGUACAUAAAUACUUCGCUUUCUGAUUUAUAUGCCAAAUGCAAAGGUAUGGAAGGAGCUAUGAAGAUAUUUACUCGGAUGUGUCUCCGCAGUGUUGUUUCUUGGACUGCCAUGAUUUCGGGUUUUCUGCAGCUGGAUGAUUAUAUUUCUGCAGUCCUACUGUUCAAAGAAAUGAGAAGUUUGGGGGAGGAAAUAAACACCUUUACUAUUACUAGUUUACUUAGUGCUAGUGGCAGACGAGGAUUGACUAAAACUGCCACACAAUUCCAUGCGUUGAUCAUCAAAUGUGAAUUUGACCUGGACCCUGCGGUGGGGGCUUCAUUAUUCAAUAUGUAUUGCAAAGUUGGAGCUGUUGAUUCAUCCGGAUUAAUACUUGAAGAAAUGGAAAGGAUGAGAAAUCCCAAUAAUCAUGCAGUUGUGAUAUCUCUGCACGCACAGGCUAAUGAUGCAAAAAGGGCUGUAGAAUUGUUCGGGAGCAUGUUACGGGAAGGGUAUGCCCAGAAUGGAUACAUUGAGGAGGCAUUGUUGAUGUUUCACAAGAUGCUCAAGGCUAAUUUUGCCGUUGACUCCUUCAGUAUAUCUUCUGUUGUUCAGGCUGUUACUCUCACAAACAGAUUAGACAUAGGAACACAGCUGCAGUCUUAUGCAAUGAAAGUAGGAUUGGACUCCAAUGCGGCUGUUGGUAGUUCACUAGUGGCAAUGUACUCCAAAUUUGGGGGCAUCAACGAAUGUGUUAAAGCAUAUGAUCAGAUUGAUGCGCCUGAUUUAAUAGGUUGGACAACAAUGAUCAUGAGUUAUGCCAGACAUGGAAUAGGUGAGGAGGCCUUGAAGUUCUUCAAGCUUAUGAAGAGAGAGAAGAUGAGACCUGAUCCAGUGACUUUUGUUGGGGUUCUCUCGGCUUGUAGCCACAGUGGUUUGGUUGAAGAAGGUUAUUUUCAUUUUGAUUCAAUGGUUAAGGAUUACGGUAUUGAGCCUAACUACCGCCACUAUGCCUGUAUGGUCGAUCUUCUUGGUCGCUCAGGGAGACUUAAGGAGGCUGAAAGGUUCAUCAGCAACAUGCCAAUCAAACCUAAUGCUCUGGUUUGGGAGACACUGCUUGCUGCUUGUAAAUUACAUGGUGACAUUGAGCUCGGAAAACUAGCAGCAAAAAAGAUCACUGAGUGCGAGCCAUCUGAUGCUGGAGCUUAUAUUUCUUUGUCAAACAUCUACGCUGACAUGGGCCAGUGGGGAGAAGUCAUGAACAUUAGAAGCUCAAUGAAAGGAGCUAAAGUAAAGAAGGAACCUGGUUGGAGUGCUGUUUGA
Messenger RNA from Eucalyptus grandis, 1737 nucleotides. Its product is annotated as pentatricopeptide repeat-containing protein At1g74600, chloroplastic-like. The transcript has 2 exons. Gene Ontology annotation, biological process: RNA modification. The coding region runs from base 1 to 1737 and encodes 578 amino acids. Gene Ontology annotation, molecular function: protein binding; RNA binding. Lineage: Eukaryota; Viridiplantae; Streptophyta; Magnoliopsida; Myrtales; Myrtaceae. The record is from RefSeq and is a predicted model, not a curated record.